Molecule: messenger RNA, 2562 nt
Organism: Diaporthe amygdali
Lineage: Eukaryota; Fungi; Ascomycota; Sordariomycetes; Diaporthales; Diaporthaceae
Product: ATP-dependent metallopeptidase HflB
Exons: 4
Coding region: 1-2562 (853 amino acids)
Biological process (GO): protein quality control for misfolded or incompletely synthesized proteins; mitochondrion organization
Cellular component (GO): mitochondrial inner membrane
Molecular function (GO): metalloendopeptidase activity; ATP hydrolysis activity; ATP-dependent peptidase activity
Source: RefSeq, a predicted model, not a curated record
AUGGCCUUUCAAACGGCUCUGCUGCCCAACAUGGCAGCAGUAACAGCUGAGGUCUGGCCAACAGUCGCCAAAACCCUGGCGAUGCCAUGGACGACCAAGUCCGUGACAACCCGCGCAAGACCAUCGGCUUCUACCCGCGACGUCGACCCUGCGUCCUCCUCACGAUCAACUACUGAUCGGAUACCGAACCUCCCUGAUUUCCUGCGCAACUUCCAACCCAGCAGGUCUUCUCUGCCCAGCGACCAGCUCGUGCCUUACAAUAUCCGACCCAUGGUUGCCACCAUGCCAUCUUUCGCACUGGCUGUCGCAGCCAACCCCCUACUUCAACGGAAUGCUUUUCGUAUGGGUCCGCAAAACUCGACCAUCUCUACAACGAGACUGUUCUCGACAACGACUGUGCGCGCGGCGCAAUGCGGCGCAGCGGCUUCGCAACCAGUGUCUCCUCUCCAGGCGGUUUUCUCUCGUUGGUCUGUCCCAUCGCAUCGCGAUUCUUCGGUUACUGUUCGUCGCACUAUGGGUCUGUCGCCGUACGCUGGGCUCUUGCAGCGCCGGAGUUUCAGCAAUGGAGGCAUUUCUCGCAAUAUGUUGGCCAAUCUCGAAGCUGCUGCCAACCGGAACCCCAACAGUCCUACCGCACAAAAUGCUUUCUACCAGGUUCUUCUCAAGGCAAACAUGCCCGGAAUCAUUGUCGAACGUUACCAAUCGGGAAGAUAUGCCAAGAAUCAAGCCGUUGAGGACGUCUACGCCAAGGCCUUGUCUAUGAUUAAUGGUAACAAGGUUGCUGACGUUGGUGCUAUCGAUGGCCACGCCAGCGGGCUUAAUCAGUCCCAACUUCAAGCAAUCGGCCAGGCUGUCGCUGCUAGCGCCAAGGGAGGCAACAUCGCGGUAUCUACUCAAGGUUCUGGUGGCAAACAGGGGCCUAUCCACGUCGUCGUGGACGAGUCUCUCGGUUCCACAAUCUUCAAAUGGGUUAGAUUCCUUAUGAUCUUCGGUUUCGUCUGCUACUUUAGUCUGGUUGUUGUUACCAUGAUUGUCGAGAGCUUCAACUCCUUCAAGCGAACCGGCACUGCCAGGGCUGAUGCUGAGGUCAAGGCCGAGAGCCAGAAGGCCCGCUUUGCUGACGUCCACGGGUGUGACGAGGCCAAGGAGGAGCUUCAGGAAAUCGUCGAGUUCCUCAAGAACCCCGACAAGUUCUCGACUCUGGGCGGCAAGCUGCCAAAAGGUGUUCUUCUGGUCGGCCCCCCUGGCACUGGCAAAACUCUCCUGGCACGAGCUGUCGCCGGUGAAGCUGGCGUUCCCUUCUUCUACAUGUCUGGCAGCGAGUUCGACGAGGUCUAUGUUGGUGUCGGUGCGAAGAGAGUCCGUGAUCUCUUCAAUGCCGCCAGGUCCAAGUCCCCAGCAAUUAUCUUCAUCGAUGAGCUGGACGCUAUUGGAGGCAAGAGAAACACAAGGGACAGUACUUACGUUAAGCAGACCCUCAACCAGCUUCUGACCGAGCUGGAUGGAUUCGAUCAGAGCAGUCAGGUUAUCAUCAUCGCGGCAACAAACUUCCCGAAGCUUCUCGACAAGGCCUUGACUCGUCCAGGUCGGUUCGACCGUCACGUCUCAGUCGACUUACCUGAUGUUCGAGGACGACUGGCCAUCUUGCAAUACCACUCCAAGAAGGUCAAGCUGGCCGAGAACAUCAACUUGCAGGAGCUGGCCCAAGGCACUUCUGGGCUGUCUGGCGCCGAGCUUGAGAACAUCGUGAACUCUGCCGCUAUCCAUGCCAGCAAGAACAAGUCGGCGUUCAUUUCGAUGAAAGAUCUUAUCUGGGCCAAGGACAAGGUCGUCAUGGGUGCUGAGAAGAAGAGCAUGGUCAUCAGCGAGAAGGAGAAACUUAUGACUGCCUACCACGAGGCUGGCCAUGCUUUGGCGGCUUUGUAUACCGCAGCUCAGCCGAUUGCGUUAUACAAGGUUACGAUUCUUCCGCGCGGUGGAUCUCUUGGUCACACCGCUUUCCUCCCAGAGAUGGACAAGCACUCUUGGACCACAUCAGACUACCAUGCCAGGAUCGACUGUGCGAUGGGUGGUAAGGUGGCCGAGGAAAUUGUUUACGGCAACGACCUGGUGACCUCAGGUGUCAGUGGUGAUCUCAAUAACGCCACCGACCUCGCAUUUCAAAUGGUUGCUUACUUUGGAAUGGGCGGUGGAGGUCUAGCUCCUAUGGACUUUGGGUCUCGAUACAACAAUCUGAGCCCAGCAACCAGGGAGCAGGUCGAGAGGGAAGUGCAGAAGAUGCUGAACGAGUCGUACGGUCGCACCCGAGAGAUGCUGGUUGCAAAGCGGAAGGAGCUCGAUCGGCUGGCGGAAGCCCUCGUCGACUACGAGACUCUGGACAAAGCGGAGGUAUUGAAGGUGAUCAAAGGCGAGUCACUAACAGAUCGCAUAAAAAUACCGAGGGAUAAACCCAUGACGGUCCCGAUACCAGCAAAUCCCCUCGAGGGCCUCUCUCCUAUCGGUGGAGGGGCGCAGGAAGGCGGGUCUGAGCCACCACCACCCGCACCCCCUGCUUCAGUAUAG